Zingiber officinale is the source of this 2361-nucleotide messenger RNA. Its product is annotated as pre-mRNA-processing factor 17-like. The transcript is spliced from 2 exons. Gene Ontology annotation, cellular component: catalytic step 2 spliceosome. Gene Ontology annotation, biological process: mRNA splicing, via spliceosome. The record is from RefSeq and is a predicted model, not a curated record. Gene Ontology annotation, molecular function: protein binding; mRNA binding. Lineage: Eukaryota; Viridiplantae; Streptophyta; Magnoliopsida; Zingiberales; Zingiberaceae. The coding region runs from base 97 to 1923 and encodes 608 amino acids.
UCAAAAGUUCCUCCGGUCGAUUUGGGCGAGGGAUUCCCGUUCUGCUUUUGUUAUUGCUCUUCCUCUCGCCGCCGCCGUAGAACUAGGUUUGUCUCCAUGGACCUCCUCCGCGACUACAAGGACGACGACGGCGACGGCGAUGGAAACGACGAAGUCGAAGAGGAACCACUUGGGGAAGAAACCCUAGGGGAAUCUAUGGGUGCUUCAGAUCCGCCAGCGCUGGUGCCUGAGGUGGCGGAGGCCUCCUCGUCACCGGAUUCGUCCCCUCGCCGCCUUCCUGCGAAGUCAUCCGCCCCACGCGUUGACGACACCACCCUCGCUCUCGCGGCUGCUGAAUCUUCCCGAUCCCUCCAUCGGCCCCUCGAUCCAGGGCAGCACGCCGUGGGCUUCAACCCUACCUACGACCAGCUCUGGACACCCAUCUACGGCCCCGCUCACCCGUUCGCCAAGGACGGCGUCGCCCAGGGCAUGCGAAACCACAAACUCGGGUUCGUCGAGGACGCCUCCAUCCAGCCCUUUCUCUUCGAUGAACAGUACAACACCUUCCACAAGUACGGUUAUGCCACUGACCCUUCUGGCCUCUCCUUCGUCGGUGACAUCGAAACGUUAACUAAGAAUCAGGCCCUUUCUGUCUACAACAUGCCCCAGCAAGAACAGAAGCGGCGUCGCCUCCAGAUGAAAACUUCCGGCGGUGCGGAAGAAGCUGAGUCUGGGGCUGCUGAUCCGGAGGUUCAGAAUCCAGCGACUAAUGAGUGGCUUCUCAAGAAUAAGGUCAGCCCCUGGUCCGGCAAGAUGGAUGUUGUCCAGGGCGAGCUCACGGAGGAACAGAAGAAGUAUGCUGAGGAAUAUGCUGAGAAGAAGGCCGAGAAGGAGCGUGGAGAGGGGCGCGGAGACAAGGCGGAGCAUGCGGACAAGAGCACAUUCCAUGGGAAGGAGGAGCGAGAUUACCAGGGAAGGUCAUGGAUCGCGCCACCCAAGGAUGCAAAAGCUAAGAAUGAUCACUGCUACAUACCGAAACGGUGGGUGCAUACGUGGAGCGGCCACACAAAGGGAGUUGCGGCAAUACGGUUCUUUCCCAAGCACGGUCACCUCUUGCUUUCAGCCGGUAUGGAUUCGAAGGUCAAGAUAUGGGAUGUCUUUAACUCGGGUAAGUGCAUGCGCACCUACAUGGGCCACUCUAAAGCAGUUCGGGACAUCUGUUUCUCGAAUGAUGGCACCAAGUUCUUGAGUGCUGGAUAUGACAAGCACAUCAAGUAUUGGGACACCGAGACAGGGAAGGUCAUUUCUACAUUCUCCACAGGGAAGAUUCCAUACGUGGUGAAACUUAAUCCUGACGAAGAUAAGCAGAGCAUCCUUCUAGCAGGGAUGAGUGACAAGAAGAUUGUUCAGUGGGAUAUGAACUCUGGCGCGAUCACACAGGAGUAUGAUCAACAUCUUGGUGCAGUUAAUACAAUUACCUUUGUUGAUAAUAACCGGAGAUUUGUUACUUCAAGUGAUGAUAAGUCGCUUCGUGUUUGGGAGUUUGGGAUUCCUGUUGUUAUCAAAUAUAUCAGUGAGCCUCACAUGCAUUCCAUGCCUUCAAUAUCUCUCCAUCCUAAUUCAAAUUGGCUAGCUGCUCAGAGUUUGGAUAAUCAAAUACUUAUUUAUAGCACGAAGGAGAGAUUUCAGUUGAAUAAGAAGAAGAGAUUUGCAGGACACAUUAUAGCAGGGUAUGCAUGCCAAGUGAACUUUUCACCCGAUGGUCGUUUUGUAAUGUCUGGAGAUGGAGAAGGAAAAUGCUGGUUUUGGGACUGGAAGAGUUGCAAAGUCUUCAGGACUCUAAAAUGUCAUGAAGGGGUGUGCAUUGGAUGUGAAUGGCAUCCAUUGGAGCAAAGCAAAGUUGCAACUUGUGGAUGGGAUGGCAUGAUUAAGUACUGGGAUUGAUUCCGGAGGCAGCAAGACAAUUUGCAUCUACAGUAGAUCUCAUGCCCCCAGGCUCGGAAGACAAGCAUAAGCUGCGUUAGUAGUCGUGUUGCUCCUUGCUGUCGAACUAAAAAUAUGCCACCCUCCAGCAUGAGUAUGCCCCUGAGAGUUAUUUGGGGGAAUUGGUAGAGCAAUGGUGGAGUUAAAAUGUAAUUGGAACGACCAUGAGUUCAGAAUCUCCUGCUUAAUUUUAUGGUCAAGAGGCUUUUGUACACUAUAGUGCUUUGUUUUCAAGGUCUACUCAAAAUACAACUAGUUGCAAUUUGUGUUAUAAUUAUUCAUGAAACAUGCCUGGUUUUCUACUACCGAAAGUUAAAUGUAACAAUAUGUUCUCUUUUAAUUUUUAUGUACUGUUGGUUCUUAUAAUUGCAAGCUGUGCGUGAAAUUAUGUUUUUUUAA